GUGUGGGACAGAUGUCUCUGCGAUCGCAUCGCAAACCCAUUCCCAGCCUUUCCUAUUGUAUCGCCAUUUGUGUGGACACGAGUUCAGCACUGAUUGUGUUAAUUAUUUCCUAAACUCGAGGAAGCGAUCGAAAUAUCAUCGAAAUGGUGGCCGAGAAGAAGUCGAAGAAGACGUUAGAGAGCAUUAACUCGCGGUUAGCUCUAGUGAUGAAGUCCGGCAAAUAUAGCUUCGGUUAUAAACAGACUCUUAAGACACUUCGUCUGGGCAAAGCAAAACUGGUGAUCAUUGCCAACAAUACACCGCCGCUGAGGAAGUCUGAGAUCGAGUACUACGCGAUGUUAGCGAAGACAGGGGUUCACCACUAUUCCGGAAAUAACAUUGAA
This is a messenger RNA of Medioppia subpectinata, 383 nucleotides long. The record is from the annotation of a GenBank genome assembly. Lineage: Eukaryota; Metazoa; Arthropoda; Arachnida; Sarcoptiformes; Oppiidae.